AUGGCCGCAGUCAGUGCCUACCGGAGCCUAUUGCGCUCCGCACGCCUUGCCUUUCAAGGCGAUACUCGCAUGCUCGACGCCGCGAAACAAUCCAUCCGCCAAGGCUUCCGUGACAAGGCCUCCCUCGCCGCUUCAGACCCAACGAUCCAGCCUGCGAUUCAACACGCCCUAGACGUCGCUAACUUCCUGAAGACGAAUCUGGUCCAGGGGAAGCGGGACGGUACCACCUACAAGCUGCGUAUUCACGAACAUACCGAGCGGGGCGAUAACGAGAGCAUCAAGUUGGCGGGGAAUAACACGGCGAGUAUGGGCGGGGUAAAGUGCUGCUCGGAGAAAUAG
Messenger RNA from Dichotomopilus funicola, 339 nucleotides. RefSeq names its product mitochondrial zinc maintenance protein 1, mitochondrial. Gene Ontology annotation, biological process: mitochondrial respiratory chain complex III assembly. The transcript has 3 exons. Bases 1 to 339 code for a protein of 112 amino acids. The record is from RefSeq and is a predicted model, not a curated record. Lineage: Eukaryota; Fungi; Ascomycota; Sordariomycetes; Sordariales; Chaetomiaceae. Gene Ontology annotation, cellular component: mitochondrial matrix. Gene Ontology annotation, molecular function: protein folding chaperone.